AUGGAACCAGUCACAGAGUCGUUGCCUCUAGAGAAUCUUCACACAACAGGACCGGCAGGAGACCAUGCGGCCAGCGUGCAGCAUCUCUUCGUAGCAUGGACAUGCGGCGAGCUAUCGAUCCUCGUUCCAGCCGUUGCAGCUUCGGCUGUUGUUGCAGGUGCAAAGACUGCCUAUGCUCUCAUCCUCGGCGAGAUAUUCCAGACGAUCAGCGACUUUGGAAGCGGUCGUGUGAGUGUCCAUGACACUGUGCGUACCAUUUCAACGUGGUGUCUAGGCCUUGUCGGGCUAGGGGCUGGCAAGGCCCUGAUUUCCUUCUUGAUGAUGGUGAUGUGGAUAACCCACGGCGAGUCUCGUGCACGAAGCGUGCGACUACAGCUUUUCCAGUCGCUUCUGGAAAAGGAAAUGGCGUGGUUCGAUACACGACGCGGCGGCAUGUCGAGUCUGAUGACCGAACAAAACACGCAAGUCCUAGCCUCACUAAUGGGCGUCCUCGUCACCGACUGUGUCGUCUGUGUGGCCUGCCUCGUCGUGGCCCUUGUCAAAUCAUGGAAGCUGACCUUGGGUCUGCUCGCGUCCGUGCCUAUCGCCGUCUUCGUACUCAGCUUCCUUGGCCGCGGCCUCAACCCGGCUGCAGAGAAGCAACGGGAAAUGCUCAACCAGGCUGCCAAGCACGCUACAGCAGCACUGGUAGCCAUCGAUCUGGUCAAGGUGUAUGAUGGCCACGAUACGGUGAUGUGGCAAUACCUCAGCAGCAUCCGACUCGCUGCACAUUUUUACAUAAAGCAGGCCCUGAGUGCAUGCUUCCAAAUGGGCUUCGUCAAACUCUGGAUGGUCAACCUGUUUGUUAUCGGGUUCUGGUUUGGCAUGAUAUUGGUUGGCAAGGGCCAAGCCACUGCUGGCAAUGUCCUGACGGCAUUCUAUGCCGUUCUCAUUGCAUUCCAAUCGAUUGAGGCGCUGGGCACCCAAUGGGUAUCCGUCCUCAAAGGGACUGUAUCAGGAAAGGCCUUGGAAGACAUGAUCUUCUCCGGAUCUCAAUCCGCACUGCUGUUCUCGAAGUCACAACCCAGCAGAGCCCCAGGAGGCAUCGAGCUUUCUAAUGUCAGCUUUGCGUACCCUUCCAAUCCGAACAAGACCGUCUUAAAGGACUGCUCUAUGCUAUUUCCUUCUGGGCAGGUUUCCUUUGUCGUCGGGCGCAGCGGAUCCGGAAAAAGCACCAUCGCCGAUCUUCUUGUGCGGUUUUACCAUCCCACGGCCGGACGCAUUCUUGUUGACAAAAGCCCCAUUGAAGAGCUGGAUGUUCGCUGGCUGCGCGAGAACGUUUCCCUGAUUCAACAAUCCAGCACCGUUUUUAAUGGCACGUUUGGCUGGAACGUGUCUCUGGGCAGUUCCACGCCUGAUUCCAUAAACGAGUCCAGUAUUAAGACGGCCUGCCAGACUGCUCUGCUGCAGUCGACCAUCGCCGGAUUACCACAGGGACUGGACACUGUCGUCGGCCCACGCGGAGUCGCCCUAAGCGGUGGCCAGCGACAGAGGCUGGCUGUGGCCCGGGCAAAGAUCCGUGAUCCUGCCGUCUUAGUAUUAGACGAGACAACAAGCGGGCUCGACCCGAAGAGUGCACAGAUGGUACUAGAAGCAGUGCGCAUCUGGCGGCGAGAGAAGACGACAGUCAUCAUCACACACGACAUCUCGAAUAUCGCAAUGGAAGACUAUGUGUAUGUUAUGGAUUGUGGCAGUCUAGUGCAACAGGGGCCAUAUUUCCAGCUGGCUAAAGAUAGCGGAGGCAUGCUGGAUACUCUUCUGAAUGCGGUAGCCGUGGGCGGAGCUAGAGAUGUCGCUACUGCAUGUCUGAGCCCUGUCGAAAAAAUUGGACAUGAUCAAUUUGGGCAUGGCAACCAAGAAGAUGGUGUUGACGAUCAGCUAGCCGCAGUCGGAGGAAACCAAGCCGAUGAGCCGGCCAUUAUGGCAUGGCCGCUACCACAAACAUGGCGAGGCAGCUCCUUUGGCGCAGGACCGUUUCUGGCAUCUUCAGCUGCACAUGGUAACUUCAUACACCGGCUUUCAUUGCAGUCCGCCCAAGCAAGCCAUGCUGUCAACUGGCCGCUCCCAGCUCCGGAGCCCACCUUGAAAGCCAAAGAGAGCCCGAAAUCUAUCGAAUCGCGAUCUAGCGUCGAUCUGGUUUGUGACCAGGGUCACCAGGCUCAGGCGAAUCGACAGAGCUGGAACGAAUCUGGGCAGCGGCAAAGACAAGCGGUGGCAUUGACCAGAAAACGGGCGCUGAGCUCCACCAGUUGUGACCGUGAAACGAGUCCCCCGAAACCAAAGCCCGCGAUUCCAACGCUUCUGACAGUUCUUCGGACGGUAUGGCCGCUCCUCGGCAAGGCCAACCGUAUCGAGGCCAUUCUGGGCCUUUUGUGUUGCAUAGUCGUGGCCGGCAGCAAUCCGGGAUUCUCGUUUGUGUUCGCACGGAUGCUCGAAUCGUUCUGGUCUCCCAAAGCCAACAAGGAGGCCGUGGGAAGACCGUGGGCGCUCAUUCUCAUCGGACUUUCUAUCGUCGACGGUUCUGCCGUAUUUGGGUCGUUCUACUUGGCCGAGCGGGUAGGCCAGACCUGGGUCAAUGCGCUGCGAAGCGAGGCUCUGACACGGCUGAUGCGGCAGCCCAGGUCGUGGUGGUCCGCUUCCGAUCCAGAGGCAGGACAAGACGGUGAGUCUCCCUCUCCCAGCCGAAUCGUGGAGUGUCUCGACCGAGGCGGAGAGGAGAUGCGCAAGCUCGUGAGCGUGUUUGUGCCGAUCCUGACCAUGGCUGCGGGAAUGGUGAUCACAUCGGUGGGCUGGUCGCUCGCUGUGUCGUGGAGGCUCACGCUCGUAGCCCUGGCCAGUGGGCCGAUCAUUGUGAGUGUCACGCAUCUGGCAUCCCGUGUCAGCAACAAGUGGGAGUCACGGUCGAACUGGGCGGCCGAGACUGUCAGCGGGGUGUUCAGCGAAGUGUUUCCCGAUAUCCGAGUCGUGCGGGCUCUGACACUGGAGACACAUUUCUCUGGAAGACUGGCUGUGACAGUGCAAAAAGCAUUUCGAACGGGCCUGUCGCGUGCUUGGCGCACGGGGAUUUUGUAUGGCCUCAACCAGGCGCUUUCGGACUGGCUGACGGCUCUGGUUUUCUACUAUGGCGUCAGCCUGCUGACAUCUGGCGAUGGCGCCCGGAUAUCGGUGUCCGACGUCGUCCAGGUCGUCAAUCUGCUGCUGUUCAGUAUCGGCUCGGCCGCGUCCCUUUUGAGCAACGUCCCCCAAAUAGCAGCUUCCAAAGCUGUGGCUGCGCAAAUAUUGGAAUAUGCCAGCCUAUCUCUGCACGCAAGCCAUGAGCACUCGCGCAUAGUCCUUGCUCGGCCAAAGAAGUUGUUCCCCGUUCGGAUGGAUGGCCUUGUGUUCCGAUACCCUGGAAAGGAGGCGAGAGCUGUCGGAGACAGUUUCAAUUCCCUGCAGCCAGCCAUUCUGCACGGCAUCAACCUGGAGAUACGUGUCGACGACUUUGUGGCCAUUGUGGGAACCUCAGGCAGUGGGAAGAGCACCAUCCUGUCGCUGCUUCUGCGCCUAUAUGAAAGCGAUAAAGGCAACCAGCUCACAUUUGACGGAAUGCCUGCAGACCAGCUGGAUACCAAGGCGGUUCGUUCGCGCAUGGCCUAUGUGCCCCAGCACCCCUAUCUGUUCCCGGCGUCGGUCCGGGCUAAUAUUACCUAUGGCUUGGAUGAAGCAUCGCCAUUGUGCCAGGCAACUUGUGUGGCCGAUGCUGCACGAGCCGCCAGCAUUGACACAUUUGUGUCAUCCCUCACCCAAGGAUAUGACACAGUUGUGGGCGACGUCGUGGGAGAGGAGACGUCCGGUGAGAAUGCCGGUGGGACUGGCAACGGCCCUUGCAGUUCAACGAAUGGUUCGAUGUCUUCUCUGUCCGGCGGCCAGGCCCAGCGAGUAUGCAUUGCUCGAGCGCUGCUGCGACGGCCACAACUGCUGGUGCUCGACGAGCCGACCAGCUCACUGGACGCGGAGUCGGCGCAGAUCAUCCGGACGGCAUUGCGAGGACUCGCAGACCUUGGAAGCGGAAGAUCCAUUGUGGUCGCUACGCACUCCAAAGCGAUGAUGCGUCUUUGUGACAGGGUGGUGGUAGUGCAGGAUGGUACGGUGGUGACCAGUGGGCCGUACGCGGAGUUGUUGCAGCACGACGAGACGUUUGCGAGGCUGGUGGGUGAAUAUGACGAUUAG
This is a messenger RNA of Grosmannia clavigera kw1407, 4251 nucleotides long. Its product is annotated as ABC a-pheromone efflux pump. The transcript has 3 exons. Gene Ontology annotation, cellular component: membrane. NCBI's taxonomy places the organism in Eukaryota, Fungi, Ascomycota, Sordariomycetes, Ophiostomatales, Ophiostomataceae. The record is from RefSeq and is a predicted model, not a curated record. Gene Ontology annotation, molecular function: ABC-type oligopeptide transporter activity; ATP hydrolysis activity; ATP binding. Gene Ontology annotation, biological process: transmembrane transport. Bases 1 to 4251 code for a protein of 1416 amino acids.